AUGGCUGAGCAGAAGAAGAUCAUGGAGCUGGAGAGGUCGGGGGGCGAUUUUGAGCCUUCGCCAUGCUCCGUCGUCUUGGCAGGGCAGACCACUGCCAAUCACAAGAGAGAGCGUUGUCAUUGGCGAACAGAGGCCCGCUCUCUUUGUUCCUCUUGCUUCCUGAGCAGGCAGCAGUGGGCCGCCGAACGAGAGGCCUUGCGCUGCGCAGAUGUUUUUUGGGAGAAGGCCCUGCGCGCUUCGCUGGCGCUGCUGAAAGCCGAGCGGCCCAGCCAGGCGGAGGAGUUUGUCAUCCACUCCGACAGUGAGGAGGAGGAGGUGAGCACCCUUGGUUCCGAGACGCCGCCAGUACAGGAUGCGGCAGACAUCGACGCAGCAGGCCACGCGCCCAACGGCGCGACAGCCGGCUGCGGUGGAGAUGAGCUCGGACCCGAGCCCGAGGAUCUGCAUGGCCAAGAUGGCGCUGUCUGGCCAUGGCCGCCCGCGGCGGCGCAAGCAGCAUCCUGCGAGUGCCACUACACUCCCGGCACCUGUGACGCUUGCAAGGCGCUCUUCGGGAGUGGCCCGAAUUGCACGCCCAGGGCGAUGCGGCGGCUGACGCUGGGCGCGGACCAGGAGCACCGCCUCAACAGCUACCGGCGGUUGCACCUCAAGCGGCACCCCUGCUGA
This is a messenger RNA of Symbiodinium natans, 666 nucleotides long. Lineage: Eukaryota; Dinophyceae; Suessiales; Symbiodiniaceae. The record is from the annotation of a GenBank genome assembly.